CUCAUUGGGGACGCAGAGCACGGAGUCCAGCGGACUGACGGGUAAAGCGGAGGAUGUCAGAGGAAAGUCAAGCCUGGGACCGACGUGAGGAGUGAGAGGCUGAGGGUUUGGGCUGAUCGAUCCCCUGCAGUCAUUGAGAGAGGACGCCUGGAGCUGCGGGGCUCCGCGCAGAUGGACAGGGUUACAUUUCAGCUCAUCAAAGCCAUGUUAACGUCGCUCGUCCGCACUUGCGUGGCUCUGUCCGGAGCUGCGCCUUAAUCUCAGCGCAAGCCCUCGUUUCCGACGCGCUGUAGCCGGGCCGAGCUCAGGGGGUGCGCACCGGGGACCCGCCGCCGUCUCCGCAGGAUGGCCGCCCGCCGCGGCUGCGUGAACUCGCUGUGGUCGGGCACCGAGCGGGUCCGCAUCGGAGAGCGGCUCAAGGCGACGCUGGCGGGCGUGCUGGAGCUGGAGGUGCUCCGGCGCCGGCAGCUGGAGAUGGUGGACGCCGCGCUGAGGGAGCGAGCGCCCGGGGAGCCGCGGGCGGAGGAGGCGGACAGCGCCGCCUCGGACACCGAGCGUGGCUCUGCGCCACCCCGCAGGCAACAGGCUGGCUCCCCAUCAAACACAAUGGGGUCAGGCUGUCAGAGCAGCCCAGAGGAGUGUCUCAGUAACUCGGGGGAUGUGGCCGCGCAGUCUUCAUCUGUCAGGGGGAGUAACUCCAGGUGGUCCACUCUGUCCUGGGACGCCUCCUCCGACCUGCUCUCCCCUCCAACCCCGGACUCCGGCGGCGUGGUCCACCUGGACAGCGACUCCAGACCCAGUUCAGGUUUCUACUCUGUGAGUGGGAGCUCUCUGUCGGACUCCUGCUACUCCGUGUCCAGUGAAGCCGCCCAUGUGGGACCAGUGGCCCCUGGCAGACCCCCAAAGCCAUGGGAGCAGGUCCCGGCUUCUGCUGACAACACUGACCUCCUGUGGUCAGAAGGUGCGGUGCAGCAGCAGCAGCCUGCCCCGGAUAUCAGCCAAGAGGACCCAGAACCGAUAGAAGAACCACCUCAACCAGCUUCAGAUGAUCCAGCUGCAGAGGACCAGGAUGCCACUGGCCUCAGCUUUCUGUCCGACCUUUGCACGGUGGUCGGCGACUCCCUGGUUUCCUUCAUCAUCCCCCUCCUGAAUCCCUCUGCUUCCCCCUCCUCUGUGCGUCUAAAGCCCCAGUUGGACCCCUGCUACUGCACGGACCUGGUGUCGCGUCGAACCAAAGAGGUCUACUCCUAUCCGAGCCCGCUGCACGCCGUGGCCCUCCAGAGCCCGCUCUUUACCUCCCUGAGCCAGGAACAAUCAACCUCCACUACUUCUGAAGGAGCCCAGGACAAUGAGCUGCUGGAGGCAAACCCUGAAGGAGCCGAUCCUCUCCAGCCUCAGCAGCCUUCCUCUCUGGCCUCCGUCACCCACCUGGAGCAGUACAUCACUCGGCUGGCCUGUCAGUACCACAAGCGGGUAAACUCUUCCACCUCCGACCUCAUUUCAGCAGCUGCUCCUGCUCCAGUCCUGCAAAAUACUCCUGGCAAAAGUCAUGGCUCCACCCAAUCUCUGUCUGCCUUUGAGAGCCGUAAUACACCCUCCUCCCAGCCAGGGGGCAACGUCACUCCCUGUAAGUCCCUGCUGGGAAACUCGGCCAGGGUCAGCCUCAGCGCUGCGGGGAAGAAGGGCCUCAGGAACUCCAUCAACCUGGGCAACCUUCCUUCGGCAACCGGAGAAGACUUGAGCAUCAACCUGCAUCUCAACCUCAACUUGAACCUGGCCCCUGGGUUGAACUCCAGCCGUGGCCCCGCCGACACGCCCAAACCCAGCAGCUGUGGAGCCAAAAAGAGCGACCCCAACUUGGCUCCAGCCGCCUCUUUUACUCCUCUGUCCUCCGCCACGCCCACCCCAGGAGUCAGGUCUCGUUCCCGGAUCUCAACCUGCCCGGGCAGCCUGAGCCACCGCAGCUCCCUGGAAGUCCCGCCGAGUUCUGGAGCCAGUCCCGGGUUUGGGUCGUCGUCUUUCUGCCGCUCGUUGGAUUGGAGUACCGGCGCGCCCCCCGAGGCGGGGCCGCCGCCGGCGUUUGUGUCAAACGCGGGCUCCGCUCCUGGAUCUCAGCGCGGCAGCUUAAUCCAAGAGCCCUGCUCCAGUCCCAAACUGAGCGAGGACUCCGCCAUGGUGGGGGAGAUCUCCCGCCUGUCUGGCCUGUCGCGGGCCGUGGUGGUCGGACUGAUGGAGCAGGGCGUGGAGCUGGAUAUAGACUGCUUCCAAACGGACGCCGCCGGUGGGGUGAGGGGCCACAGCAAAGCUCACCUGACGCCGCAGAGGGAUCCGUGCCACGACUACGGCAGGCUGGCGGAGGCCACCCCUCAGAGGCCCAUCCAGCUCUCCCUCAGCGUCACCCACUCCCCCCAGUCUCAGUGCAGCCUCACGCCUCCUCUCUCGCACUCCAACAGCCCCAUACACCCGUACCAGUCUGUCCACAUCCCCCCUCCUCACUACUCCUCACAAUGCCACUACCAGCACAUCCCUUCGCCGUCUGAGGUGCCCUCCUCCACAGCCUCCUCCCCGGCUUCGCACCCCACUCCAAGGGCUCACUCUCCUCCACGCCCCCUCAAGCCCUCCCCAAUGGGGGCCACCCCGCUCUCGGUUUUCCGACGGGAUUCGCCUUUCCAGUGCUCCUUGCCACACAACAACCGAACCUCCUCCUCCUCCUGGGAGCACGGAGGAAUCCAACCAAGAGGGGGGUCGCUCCGACAGAGCGAGGGUGGCAGCAGGUGGAAGAAGCUGGAGGGAGACGGGCUCUACCAAGGGAAACAUGCCUCCCAUAAGCUGGUUAGGGCUGCCACCGUGAGCAGCUACGCCAAGAGGGAGGAGCACAGCUCGGUCUGGGCCGAGGAGGGGGAGAAGGUGCGUUCGGCAGCCCACACGCCCAGGAAGUCCUCCGGCAAGCUGUGGAGGGGCUUCGAGGGGCGCCUCUGGGGGAAAGAGCCCGAGAGCGAAAAGGAGGAGAUGGACAGAGCCGAGUACGGAUACGGCUGGAGCAGGGGGAGCAGGGGGAGCUGGAGGAGGGAGCAGCGACGAGCCAAGGGAUCCUCCGGCUGUGCCGACAGGAAGCCAAAAGUGGACCACUCCCCCAUCUUCUCUAGAUCCAGAGGGAAAGAGGACGGGGAGAGACGCAGCUCCAGCCUCAGGCUUUCCAGGAGGGCUCUGUUCAGGAGUGAGUCCCAGGGGCUGCUCAUGCCCCGAAACCACAGGGAGGAGCUGGCAAAGAGGGGACACUGGGUCUCCUCCUUCGACGUGGCGCAGGGCGGCACGGGGACGGGCAGAGACGAGGGCGUCAGACUGCUGAGGUCCAAGGAGGACCAGCGGCUGUCCUCCACCGCCAGCCUCUUCAACCUCUCUCGCUCUCAGAGCCUGGAGGGCAGCUGCCAGUCGCUCUCCCCUCUGUCCUCGCCGUCGUUUUCCCCUUCGCCUCCUCCGCGGACGCCCCUGCAGCGCUCCCGCUCGCUGAGGGAUCUGGGGAGGAAGGUGUUCGGCUCCAUGAGGUCCCUGAGUCUCAAACGAAAGCCAUCCAAGAAGUGACACUCGGGACAGCGGCCGAACCUCACGUUACAGUCAAAACACCGGUUGUGCUUAGUAUCCUACCUGAUGUAAAAGGAAGUGCCAUUUAAUUGUGUUUCCUUUAAAGGUGCACCGACUUAAUCCGAGCAACCGGAUCUCUGAUACUGCCUUUAGGACCUACAUGGAAGAUCCCCUCUGGCACAUGACGUCUUUCCAACCUGCUAUCCAAUGUCUUCAUGGCUGACAGCAUUCCUUUCAGUAAUAAUUUGUUAAAUCUGAUCAAUCUAGCCACUUUUGAUAUCCUCAGAAAACUAAAGGGAAAGUGACAAACAUGCUAGUGAAACCCAGUUUGGAGACUUUGAAGCUCUGUGUUUUGUUUUUUUGGGACCCCUGGUGAGUAAAAGGUCUCAGAAUGAAUAAAACUAUUAUUGCAGCAGCAUCAUUUAGGCAUGCAAAUUUGAGAAUAUCCCAACCUUUAAGUUGAGGAAAGUAACUUUUGCCAACAGGAGAGCUCUUUGUCUUCUCCUGUUGGGGUUUAGACAGAACUUCGUCUUUGCACAAUCUCUCUGGAUCAGGGGUGUCCGAUGUGCAAAUGUAUUCAAGGAAGCUGCAUAUUUGUCCAGCCCAGGCGGCCGAUGCAGAUCGACUUCUUUUUUCCAAGUAGGGCAACAUUUUCGCUGACAAAUUGAAAUCUUACAAUGGAAAAACCAUAGGAGCAACACAAAGUAUCCAUCUUUUGAUAACCAUGCAGACAGGAGACAUGACCACAAAUACGCCGUACAGCCAAAUCUGCAUUUAAUUGAUUGGUUUUUGAAACUUGCCUAAAUAAAGCAACCGUUUCCAAACGAGGACUGACCCAAAUCCUGUUCUAGUUACUGAGAAUAGAAGGAGGAUAGUACCAGAACAGCACACAGAUCCAGUUAAAGUCCUGACAGACUUAGCAGGCAGGACAGAAAUGCUUUUUGUUUUUAAACCAACACAAAUCACAAAAUCUGAUUACUAUUAUAUCAACCUGGUCUCCCUAAGAUAGACUAGACUGUAUUACCAAGAUAAAACUGUCAUUGUCCAGCCCAUUGGCUAAAAAAAAUGAAUGGUCCUUUCAUGUCAGAAAAUGAUGGCCUUAUAAAAGGAAACAAAAUUUGCUUCGGUUAAAUUUACUCCAGAGGGAUCGUUAGGGGAGCCAACAACUCUGAUUUAGAGCUUCUGCAGGUUUCAUUAAGUAAAAAUGGAGACUUGUAAACCUUUUCUUAGAUGAAUACAGUCUCAUCGCACCAGAACAUCGUCCUCCAUACAGUUAGGGAGUCACCCAUGUGCCUUUAGGAAACUCAGUCUUAUUUUUAACAGUGAAUAAUGGCCUUUUUUCUGACCAAUCUUCCAUAAAGUCCAGCUCUUUGGGUUGUAGAGCCUGUUGUGUUCAUAUGGACACAUCCUCCAGUCUCUGCAGCUCCUCCAGGGUGAACUUUGGUCUCUGAGCCUCUUUGCUUAAUGCCCUCCUGGUCCGGUCUGAGUUCUGGUUGGCAGCUCUCUCUUAGCUUUGUUGCGGUACAACGUGCUUUCCAUUUGAAGAUGAUGGAGCUGAUGGCGCUCCGGGGGAAAACAGGAAAGACUUAGGAUAUUUUUUCUUACAUCUCUACCCAGACUUGGCAUGCUCCUUGGUCUUCAUGGUGUGAUGCUGCUUUGCUUAGUGGUGCUGCAGCAUCUGGGGCCUUUUUAGUAAAGCUGUGUCUAUACGGACAGGUCAUGUGACACCUAGAUUGCUACAUAUGGCCGAGCAAAUUUAGUUUUUUUUUUAUCUCACUUUACCAAUUUAAGACUAUCCUCUGCAGAUCCAUCACAUAAAAUAAGAUUUAAAAAAAGUUAAUUACAGCCUGGAAUGUAACAAAAUAUGUAAAGACCCAAAGGAGGGUUGAAUACAAGGCACCGUGUUUAAGGAUGAUUUACAAAAUGCUCCAUAACUUAACCCAAUUGUUUAGUAACAUAAAUCAGGCUUACAAAUCAGCACAAGCAAGGCGGGUAAAGCGUUAUCGUUAUAACUUGGUGUUUCCAUCUCUGGCAUGGGAAGCCAAAGCUUUUACACCAAGGUUACCAGACUUCUUCAAAUUCCUGUUUUUUGAAGCCAGAUCUCAUUAAACACACAUUUGUAAUAGUAAAGGAGCUUUUAGCAGAUCAUUUACGAAAACAUUCUGACCGCCUAAACAUGCAAAAAUUCUGUUUAAGGAGCAUAAACUUGCUUAUUAAAAACAAAAGGUUAAAGAAAGGUUUAUAAAUGUAAAACAAUUGAAUGUAAUUUCAGACAUAGGAUCUGAACAUAUUUCAGACUUUGGAUUUAUUUGGAACAUUACACUGAGGACUCUGCAGAAACCUUGUAAAAAUUAUGGAUUUCUUCUCCACUGAAUAAUGUACUCAACCUAAAGCUUGGGGUUUUUCCAUAUUUGUUCCUUUUUGUAUAGGACUGUGCUGCUGCAAUAAAGGAUUCAUUUACACAUCUUUACCAAAUGUCCAUCUAAUUGAAAACAUAAAGCAAUGGAAGAUAAACUAUUUUAAAAUCCGUCUGUUUUUCUAGAGUUUUUGGAUGUUUCAAAAGAUCAGUCAGAUAAAAAAAAAAAAAAAAUCUACUCUGGGAGGCUUUCGUGGCUGUUUUAUCGUACUGAAUAUUAACUCAUUACUGGCUAUAAAAAGCUUAGUUGCGUAACGCUCCUGUAACCAUGAGAAUGAAUGUGUGCGCACAUAGUCCCCGCUCUGCAUGCUGCUCCGUGACUCGUUCAGUGAUGAUGGCUGUGGUGAGAAUGUCAUAUUCUUCUUUAAUUGUCGGCAAUACAGCCUCUGAAGUACAAUCAUAUUGGCCAGACGAUGACCAAAACCAGGCAAAUACUCUUUAACUUGAUAUUUUGCUCAGGACUUUGAAAUGAAUACUGAAUUAUUAAAGUAAAGAAGAGUUGUAUGAGAAUAAUUUGUGGCUUAUGACAAAUAAAAGAAAGCUGAUGAA
Fundulus heteroclitus (mummichog) is the source of this 6547-nucleotide messenger RNA. RefSeq lists its product as uncharacterized. The transcript has 4 exons. Gene Ontology annotation, biological process: negative regulation of nodal signaling pathway. Gene Ontology annotation, cellular component: cytoplasm. The record is from RefSeq and is a predicted model, not a curated record. Lineage: Eukaryota; Metazoa; Chordata; Actinopteri; Cyprinodontiformes; Fundulidae. Bases 346 to 3582 code for a protein of 1078 amino acids.